CUUAUCAGGUGGUUGCUGAGCGGCAGCAGUAGGAGGGCCAGGAGAAUUAGAAAGGGGGGUAGAGAAAUGUAAUUUCUGUUGCAUCUGGCCCUUAGCCCUCUGACCAGGCCAGUCCUACAACAGCUCCUCGCAGGAAGCCUAUAUGAACGAGAAAGCAGAAGCUGUCUGACUUUAGAGAAAUUUUGUCAGUGUCAGUCUCAGCAUGGCCGGGGGCUCGGUGUUUGAGUGUAAGGAGUACUUGUUCAAAGUGCUGGUCAUCGGGGAAUUAGGCGUCGGGAAAACCAGCAUCAUCAAACGCUACGUGCACCAGCUUUUCUCGCAGCACUACAGGGCGACGAUCGGGGUCGACUUUGCACUUAAAGUUAUCAACUGGGACAGCAAAACUCUGGUUAGGUUACAACUGUGGGAUAUCGCAGGUCAGGAACGAUUUGGGAACAUGACGCGGGUGUACUACAAAGAGGCUGUGGGGGCAUUCGUGGUGUUCGAUGUGACAAGGGGCUCCACAUUUGAGGCAGUGUCUAAGUGGAAGCAUGACCUGGACAGCAAGGUGAAACUGGCUAAUGGCAACCCCAUCCCCUCAGUGCUGCUCGCCAAUAAAUGUGACCAGAAGAAAGAGAGCUCCAACAACACAGCCCUAAUGGACAAUUUCUGCAAAGAGACUGGCUUUCUGGGCUGGUUUGAAACCUCAGCUAAGGACAACAUCAACGUGGACGAGGCAGCACGUUUCCUGGUAGAGAAUAUCUUGGCUAACGACAAAGGUUUGCCAUAUGAGGAGAGCAAUGGAGACCGGAUCAAACUGGACCAGGAGACUGUGGCUGCGGAGAGCAAGUCAGGCUGCUGUUGACAGUCAAUCCAUUCGUAUUAGCCAUCCGCCUCCCUUUGGCAGGGUCCAACCCGAGGACCCAGCCUGUGGCUCUCGGCCCUCUCCUGCAGCCUCUCUGAGGAAUAUGAAUUAUUGAGUCUUCAAAGCUUCAGGAUCUUCUCCUCUCUGCACUGAUGCCCGUUUGUCCUACACAUCUAAUUUUCUCAUUGUAGUUUUCCCUAGGCCAGAAUAAAAGCCCAAUUUUAUCUUGAUGUUGCAAAUGUUGUCACUGCCUCUAUCAGGCUGUUUCCUUUUUUUGUCCCACACCUCUAAACUACAACAUCUUUAUUAUUAUGUUUGUCUCACUCCAUAUUUCCCUGAUUGUGUAUUCAACCACCAACUAUGAACCCCACCCAGCCCUCCACACUUGAACCCUGCUGCUCCUCCUGUUGCCCUGACAGCCUCUGAAGCUCUGGACUAUACAACGCCUAGGAAGGGGUGCCAACUAAGCAGAGAUUUUAAAACUGCCUGUAGCUUCUUAAUUUCUGUCACUUUGGUCUAUUCUCUCUCAGUAUCCUUGUCAUUCAACAUUUAUCUGUGAAACAAGACACUUCAUUGUUCAAGUAUUUCUUUAGUUAACAUGGAUGGAUGUAAAUGACAAUAAUUAUUUUCAGCACACUCAUGUUUGUGUUUACAGCUGUUCUUUAGACUACUGUGUAAAAGUAAGCAAAGGCAUCACAGUUAGGCAUCACAGUUAAGCAUUAUCAAAAUGUUAUCAUAUCUCGUAUCGCUGUCAUGAAUUGUUGUCUUUAUGCUGUAUUUUGUCUGACGUAAGGUGCCAUAAUACAGUUUUUGUUAAGGUAAUUAGAGGGGAACACUUUUUGUUAUUCACUCGAACAUUUAUGGACGGACAAUACAGUAUUUCACAAAAAAACUCUAAUAACCGGAUCAUAUGAGGCACUGUUUUUCCACUAGUAUAAAAAUGUAGAUCUGAUUUACAGUAUGUCUUUUUUUUAUGUGUUGGGUCAAGUAUUAUGCAACUUGUGACCGAAUCAGAAAGGGGACUACACUCUUGUAUGUAUGAAAGUGUUCAGAUGAAAUAUGAAGGAUUUAAAAAAAUUUUUUAGUUGAGAUUACAUUUUCUUGUUAAAAUACUUCAAAUCUGAAAGACCAAAAUAGAAUAAACAUUUUAACAUA
Messenger RNA from Sander lucioperca (pikeperch), 1999 nucleotides. RefSeq names its product RAB32a, member RAS oncogene family (gene rab32a). Gene Ontology annotation, cellular component: vesicle; Golgi apparatus; trans-Golgi network. The record is from RefSeq and is a predicted model, not a curated record. Gene Ontology annotation, molecular function: GTPase activity; GTP binding. Gene Ontology annotation, biological process: vesicle-mediated transport. The transcript has 3 exons. The coding region runs from base 203 to 844 and encodes 213 amino acids. Lineage: Eukaryota; Metazoa; Chordata; Actinopteri; Perciformes; Percidae.